Molecule: messenger RNA, 14183 nt
Organism: Odontomachus brunneus
Lineage: Eukaryota; Metazoa; Arthropoda; Insecta; Hymenoptera; Formicidae
Gene: kon
Product: chondroitin sulfate proteoglycan 4
Exons: 12
Coding region: 3537-10595 (2352 amino acids)
Source: RefSeq, a predicted model, not a curated record
UGGUGGUAGUGGUGGUUUAAAUUUCAGCCGCGUGCACGGGUUCGCCUACGUGAGCCAUUACACGGGUCCUCGGCUUUCUCGCCGACUCGGAGGCUAUACGACCGGUCACGGCCCACGGACGCAAAUUUCGCUUACCUUCAUCAUUCGCGCGCACCUUUUCUCAUCGGUCGCUCGUGCAUGACUCGUGCGUAUCUGCCGUCAAAGCGCGACUUUGUCUCGUUCGUCUUGUCCGAAAUCCUACGUUCGAUCCCUACCUGCCGCCGCCGGCGAUAUCGGCUGACCGUCUCUCGUCCUGUGUGCAUAUGCGUGCAUGUAUAUGCGUAUGUGUGUGGGGGUGAAUGCGCGUGCUUUGUCGUAGAGGAUGCAUCGUAUUGCUGCACUGUCCGCGUCGUCUUGUUGCACCGAUUAUCGAGGUAAAGUAGCCUGCCAGGCAGACAACAGUGGCCGUCUUGCGGCACUCGAAGCUGCGAAACGGGGAAAAAUACGUCGGAGAUACGAUGGAAAUUGCCACACGUCCCCGCGGCGCGAUCGUAGAUAACGGCGCAAUCUAGGCCGGCUGGAUAGAUGAGACGGCAUUUUCCACGAUAAUUAAAAAUCUUCGGAAAACGCAACGCGCUGCGAAUUUCGACGAGGCGCAGCGCGUCUACGAGAGCUCUGCAGCGGUGCUUGCACCGCUUUCAGCAGGUUCAGCAGCUUAGAGAGAUGUUCUUUGCCGAGCCGGCUUGUCUCACGUUCAGAUUGGCCAGCGAUACCGAUCGCAUGCAAUCAGUGGCCGAGAUUCACGUCGCGGUCGGGUCACGUCGGUUGUAACUACGUGAGAUUACGCAUUACCUGCCGAUUCGCUGAUCCUAUUACCGGUCGUAAUAGGGUUUACGGGGCUCGUAGCGUGCAUCCGUACCUUUAAUCGCGGCACCUGUUAUUGGCCCCGAUAAUCUCGCAUCUUUAAAGCGCGAUAGCCGCUCUUUCUUCUCCAUUACAUCUCUCCCUUUUGCGCGCGUGGACGCUCGUUGGGGACGUUCUGAUUUUCUUCCACGAGACUCCGCGUGUGCAAACGCAGCCAUGUGUGCGCGGAAUGGCCACAUAUGUGCUCCGAAAGCGCGUUAAAUAUAUAAGUGUGUGUGUGUGUGUGUGUGUGUGUGUGUGUGUGUGAGCGCGCACGCUCUCGCGAGUACGUGUGCAUAUGUAUGUUACUAUCUGACGAGAGUAUCGUAUCACUGCGACGAUCCCUCGGCCAGUCGCGACCCUCUUCAGCGUCGCGUAAAAACAGGAAGUAUGGUAAAAACAUCAGCCGUUCCGCCGUGAUACCCGAAGCCCGUUUAAUCGGCCGCCCAGGCGGAGUGGGAGCACUGAAAAUUACCGAGAUGUAUCUCCCCGACCCGAUUCACGUGAAUCCGCCGCGAGAUUAAACGGCUUUCUACGAGCCCGAUAUAUGUCCGCGCGCACAUAUAUCCCCAUUUGUACAGAAAGAUGUGUGUGUGUGUGUGUGUAUAUAUAUAUACACACACACACACGUGCAUCGCAACGUUUCCGCAAAUUUCGUCGAAAUGCACCGUCUUCUCCGAGGCAACAAUUAGGCGUGAUAAAAUCGUUAACGACCCCCCCACGCGCGCGCAGCCGAGCGUGAGAACAACAGGGGUGAAAAAGAGGUGCGAUCUCGCGGAUAUGGAAAAUCCGAUUUGACGGUGCAACGGGAACAACGUGGCCAGGGAUCGUACAGACGGAACGUGUACCUUUCGAAUAAAGCGCGCAGUUUGCCACCCCGGCGCGUCUCGCAAGAGCGAGUUGCACGGGGGGCUGCCUUAUGGAUGAGCGUUCGAGGUCUCGCUCGGCGUGGCGGCUGGAAAUGUGUGGAUGUAGUCCGGGGGUGGUUUGUUUUGCGCUCGCGACCCGAGUCGGAAUUUUUAUCGUACUCUUUCGGCCUCGAUAUUCCAUUUAACGCUUGUUUUGACACUCUAGAGCCUACAUCGACCACUUUUGAAUGUACUUAACCUACUAACUUUACCGACAGAUACUCUUUAGAACCUAUCUACACGGAUUAGAAUGUUACAAUUUUCUUUUUUAGAUAAAUUCUUUCCAGUUUUACAUUACGUUUUUGAUAGUCUAGGAAUAGACUGUUGGUAAGGUCCAUCUUGCUAAGGAGCGAAGUAAAUUUCACUGGAAACACGACGGAUGUUUUGAUGGCACAUUUUACUUCUUAAAAUAUAAGUAGCACAUGUGAAAGUGUAGUGGAAUUACUACAGAAUGUCGACCUAUUCGGCUACAAAAUCCCCUAUAGUAAUUUUUACUGUAAAAUUCUCUUUAUAUACAAAUGGCAUUUGGUGUGUUCUCUGCCUUUGACGUUGAAUAGGAUCUCAGUUUCUGUGUAUUAUACAUACACUGAUCCUUCAGAAAGUACAGGUGUUGGAAAAUUCAGGUCCGAAAGUAGGGUUAAAAUUUCGGCUCGGAGACUCUCACCCGCCGUAUAGGAAUAUCGGCUCGUGCACGCCGGUGUGCGCUUCUUUCCCGCGGUGGAGUGUUGCGUCGAGACGAUCGGCUGUGGAUGGAGGACGAGUGUGCACACAAGAAGAAAGUGGAGAGAGGAGACGGAGGAGGCAGCGAGAGGACGAAAAAUAUGGCCCGUGUGCAUGUCGAGCGUGUCGACUUGCCUUUUUGCUCGCUUCGUGCUUCUGUCUCUUCUUCUACUUCUUCCUCCACUUCUCUUCUUUUCUCUUUGUAAAUUUCGUCGUCGCCCGCCACUCGCACGAGGAUCGUUGACCGUGUCGAAUAUUGGUCAUUGCAAAUGAGAUUCGCGGGGAUCGCGAUGCGAGCAAGUCCGCGGCGGGACUUUCCAUCCCUUCACCUGCUCUAUUUCUCGCGAGAAACUCUUUAAGUAAACCGACGCCAGGGUGGCGAGAGAGAGAGAGAGAGAAAUCGACCGAAUCGGUGGCGCGACGCGAGAGCGCCGAAGGGAAUACGCGCAACGAGAUGCCAGCUUUCGCGCCGCAUCCUGGGAGAUACGUCAGCCCGCGCGGAGGACUUUCGUGGGAAGGCUCGACGUUUUCGCACUUUUCUACUAAAUCAGCCGUUAACGUCCCUACGGAUGCGGGACGCUCUCCGAUCUACGAUCGAUAAGCGUACGCGGAUCAGCGGCUCAAUUCGACCGUCGUCGACGAUUCGUUCGUCGGCGUCGACGCCGACGCCGGAAGUGGAGCGAGAAAGAAAGGCAGAGAGGGAGAGAGAGAGAGAGAGAGAGAGAGAGAAAGAGAGAGAAAGAGAGGAAAACAAGAUUCCGCGAUGUGCGUGACGGGCAAGACGUACGAGCAAGAAAUGGAUGGGAAAAGUACGUUCGAAUCUUAGCCCGCUCUGCCCCGUAAAUAGCGUUUUGUAAGCCCCGUCACGUGAAAUCGAUAUCCCUUAAGAGCCGGUCCGUGAGGUCGUUCGUCAGAACGGUGCACCCUGUUUCACCCCCGCUGCUGGAAGAGAAGGGGAGCGCGCGUUGGUCUGCGGGGAGGUCGCGGCUGGUGGACAGAACGGACGGGGUGGCUGAAUAAAAGAAGAUGCACAGGAAGGGGCCAGCGUUUCUCACCGACAUGGGACUGCUAAUGUUCUUAGCAGUAACAGCCUCUCUGCUGGGUUACUGCCAAACGGACGAAAAAGUGUCGUUUUACGGGGCGAGCUACAUCCAUCUUCCGGUUCAAGAGGCCAAGGGUGCUACUGACAUCAGUUUCCGGUUCCGAACUCAUCUCGCCGACGCCAUGCUGCUAUUGGCCGCUGGCAAGACGGAUUACUGCCUGAUCAAACUCGAAACCGGCAGAUUGAAGGUUCACAUUAAUCUGGGCGCGGGCGAGAACGAGAUGGCGAGCGCUCGCGGAUUGACACUGAACGACCUCAGUUGGCACGAGGUCAAUUUGACGAGACGCGAGGCCAACGUCACCCUGCAGAUCGACGUGAUACACAUAGAGAGAUCUCACCUACCGGGUCGCUACUUCGAGCUGAACAUACAGUACGGGGUCUUCAUCGGCGGCCAGGGCGACUUCAACGAGCUAUUCCUAGGGCACACGGAUUACUUGAGAGGAUGCAUGGCUGACAUAAUCUACAACGGCGCCAAAGUUAUAGAAUACGCCAGGUCGAGGAGGGGCCAGUCGGAGGCAACAGCCGUAACGUGGGGCUGCUCACCGGAAUUCGACGCCACGAGGAACACGGAAGUCAGCUUCGUCGAGGACGGAGCGUUCGUCGCUAUUCCGCGCCCCAUCCCACGCUCCGGCUCGAGAUGGGAAUUCGAGCUGAAGACCGGCGCCGACGGCGGCCUGCUGCUUUAUAACACCGGGCAAUCGUCCUACGCCGAUUACCUCGGCAUUGAACUGUUCGAAGGAAAGAUUCGACUGCUGAUGAACAAAGGGAACGGCCCAUCCGAGUUGAUACACGGCACCGUGGUGGCCGACGGCAAAUGGCAUGGCGUCGUGGUGGACUUCAACCCGAGCGGCAUCGGCAUCGCCGUCGAUCGCCACGAAAAGACGAUGGCUUUGCCGUCCGGCGGUAAUCGUUUCCUCGACUUGGCCGACACGUUAUAUAUCGGCGGCACGGAGCUGAACAAGCGCGCUCGGGCGCUCGGCAAGGGCCUGCGAUCCGGCGACGUGAGCUACAAGGGCUGCAUACGAAAUAUGGUGUUGGAUAACAAGGACCUCGGUCUGCCGGACGUUAAGGUCAGCCAGGGUAUAGUCGUGGGCUGCGUAUGGGGAUUCCCCUGCUUCGAGGCCGAGCCCUGUAUAGCCGGCGCUACCUGCUCGCAGCUGGGCGUCAGCUCGUUCAGAUGCAACUGUGACCAGUCGCUAUGCACCAAGCCGAAUUACGUCGACGACUACAAGAUUUACUCCAACACCACCACUCUGCCUGUAAACCUGGAAAUUCUCUCGCUGAGUCCUCUGCUGGUCUCCGAAGGGGAGCAUGUGCUGAUAACGAGCGACAAUAUCGGGAUGGUGCUGGACAUUGCUAAGUACAACGUGGGGGAGGAAGGUGUCGUGUUCACCUUGGUGACGCCACCAACUUACGGCACAUUGGCGUUCGACUUGCUAACUACUCGGAGCGAUCACUCUUUCACGUUGCAGGAUAUCAAUCAAGACAAGAUACAAUACAUGCACGACGGUAGCGAAACCACAGAGGACAGCAUGAUUCUGGAGCUGACAUUGGUGGCCGGGACAAGCAACACGCUGCCAGGAUACCUCCAAGGACGUCUCAGGUUUCCUCUUCACGUUAAUGUCACUCCUGUCAAUGACCCUCCGUUGCUCGAGAUACCGACCGCGAAAGUGCUGCGUCUGGCCCAAGGCACGAGGAAAACACUGACUAAGGAGUUGAUAUGGGCCAUAGACGCCGACACUCCUUCGGAAAUGCUGAUCUACACGGUUUUACGAACGGAUACCGACGCCGGCCACAUCGAGAGAGUUACCACUCCUUUCCGACCGAUCGACACGUUCACGCAAGCCGAGCUGAUGCAGGGCCUGAUCGCGUAUGUGCAUCGUGGAAACGCUAAGCAGAACGCGAUGCUGGGCCUGCAAGUGAGCGACGGCAUUGAGAGCAGUCAAACAGCGUCUCUGCGUGUAUCGGCUUAUCCGUUACAAAUCAAGCUGACACACAAUACCGGCCUGGUAGUGGUGCACCGUUCGUUCUCCUACCUGACGUCCGCGAAUCUCUCGUUCGCCACGAAUUCCGACGAUAACACCAUCGACAUACGUUACGACGUCGUCUCGCCGCCGCAACACGGCGUUUUGCAAAAGCUCAGGGACGUAACCGGCAUUUGGACGAACGUCGACCAUUUCACUAGUCGGGACGUGGAAUCGCACAUCAUUCGUUACUUCCACAACGUCGGCAGUCCUAAUCAAGACGAGUUCAAGUUCCAGGCGAGCGUGCGCGAAGUGAAGACGCAGCAGACCUACGACUUCCGCAUCACUUUCAUCGACCUCGAGCUUAGGGAAGCCAGAAGGGUGCCCGUUAAUCUCACUAACACGUCGAACAUCACCAUCGCGAGCGGCCACUUGAGGUACCAGACGAAUCCAUUAGUUACGUCGCCGAGCAAGAUUGUUUUUACUCUCACCGCGGGACCAAAAUACGGCAAUUUAUUUCUGUCUAAUCGCAAGCUCGAAACAGGCGACACCUUUACGCAGGAAGACAUCGAAGCCGGCAGACUGACCUACCGUCUGUUCCGACGGGCUUACUCCAAUAUUCACGACGAAAUAACGUUUAAUGUCAAUGCUCCGCAAUGCGUCGACAUACACGCCAACCUGAAGUUCCAAUAUCACAUCGGCAAGAACGGCAAAUCGCUGGAGGCGGUGGAGAGCCUGAGGGUCGACGAAGGCUCCAACGUGACUCUGAGAAUCACGCAUAUGAAUCCGAAGGAAUACGGUCUAUCUUCUCUGACAUAUAAUCUUACAAUAAGACCGAAUCACGGCUGGCUCUCGAUCGCUAGUACUUUGCGAUCGCCGGAACAAAGGAACGUCUCGUCUUUUACGUUUGAGGAUUUGUCGGCACUGGCGGUGUACUACGCGCACGACGAUUCCGAGACGAAAGAAGACUCUUUCGAAUUCGUGGCUGUGUCCACGGACUCCGUGGACUUCAUGUACGUCGGGCGAUUUCGCAUCGAGAUCACCAUGAAGAACGACAAUCCGCCGGAACGAACGGUCGGCCGGAUUUUCCACGUCGUGUCGAAGGGCGAGAAACUAAUUACUAACAAGGAUCUUGCUUACACGGACAGGGACAUCGGCACUAAAGCGAGCGAGCUCGUUUAUACUAGAAAGGACGGCCGGAAGAGCGGGAUAUAUCGGAUUACCAAUCCCUCGGUGCAGAUACGCGAGUUCACACAACAGCACAUCAACGACGGCGUGAUACUUUUCCGGCAUCAAGGUGACGAACACGAGACAAUUGAAUUCGGCAUCACGGACGGUCACUUUUACAGAACCGGCGCACUUGAAAUUCAAGCCAGCCCGCCCUAUAUCAGAUUGCGCGAGAGCAACGGUUCGGUGGUGCAAUUCAACAAGUCCGUGGUGCUUCAGCCGAAGGAACUGGAGAUUGAAACGAACGUGUACACCACCGAGAAGGACAUCAAGUACACCGUGUGGGAGAAACCAAAGCACGGCAUACUGCUGAAGCACGGUAGGGAGUCCAACGGUUUCACGGAGGACGAUUUGAGGCACGGCAUCAUCGCGUACAGGCAUCUGGGUGGGUCCUUGACAAAGGACGUUUUCAAGUUUAAAGUGUACGUGAAGGGCGCGGAGACUGAAGGGACGUUUGCGAUCAAAGUCUACCCGGAGAGCUAUUGGGAGUCGUUGAUCGUUCAAAGUAACAAGACGAUAUUCGUCGAGGAAGCUACGAGCGUUCUGCUGAGCCGGAAAAGCCUCGAGAUAAUGCAUCCGAAAAUAUCGCCGAGCGAGAUCGUCUACUACGUGCGGGAGUGGCCGUUGAACGGCUAUCUGGACCUGCAGAUCCACGACGAGCACAACAGCGAGGAGACCAAGGAGGAGUACAGCGGCAACGCGGUGAAGCGCUUCGAGCAGAGCCUCAUAAACGAUGGCCGCGUUUUUUACGUUCAAUCGGUGAUGAAUCAGACGAACGAUCGCUUCGUCGUCGACGUUACUAACGGCAUCAUAUGGCUGCGCGGCCUCAGCGUGAACUUCGUCAUAGUGCCGGAGAAACUCUACGUCGAGGCAAAGGGCUUCCUCGUGGUGGAAGGGAAGAGUGUGAUAUUGGACGAGUCUAAGUUCUCAGUAGUGACGCCUUAUUACGCCGGCAAAGUGACGGAUUACAGGGUCGUGGAAAAGCCGAGGCACGGCACGAUCGUCGACUCCACUAAGAACGCCCAGGUGAAAAAGUUCUCGCAGAAGCAUCUGAACGCCGCAGUCAUACUCUACAAGCACAACGGGGAUGAAUUCCCGAGGGAUUCCUUCAGGAUGGUAGUCACAGCCGGCGACAAAACCAGCGAGCCUUUCGACGUACCGGUCGUCGUUCAGCCCGUCAACGACGAGCUACCAGUUCUGGUGAACAGAACCAGGCUGAACGUCUGGCAAGGAGGAUCUGUUAUCGUGACGUCCGCGAAUCUGGCAGCCAUAGACAACGACACCGACCCGUGCGAUAUCACGUUUAACGUGACCGGAGUGAGGAACGGAUACAUUUCAUUAAUUAACUCUCCCGAUAUGGACAUCUAUAAUUUUACGCAGAGUCAAAUUAACGAGUCGCAAGUGGUAUUUACGCAUACGAAUGGCUCCGACGGCGAGUUCAACUUCGUAUUAAGCGACGGCGUACACACGACGGAAUCUUACACAACCUUGGUCGCCACAAAGCCAGUUCGUUUGAACAUUGAGCACAAUAUGCCGCUUAAUGUCUUCCCUCUUACCAGGAAAUUAAUAUCGGACAAGCUUUUAUUAACGACUUGUUCAGACGAAGCGAGAGAGAUUAGAUACACUGUGCGAAAUGGACCCCAUUUGGGCAAAGUUAUAAUGGAGACAAGUGAGGGCGUAUGGCUCGAGGUCGAGCGAUUUACUCAGAGAGAUAUAAACAAUAGCAAAGUGAUUUACGAGCACACUAAGCAGUUCAUGGACCUGACGGCCAACGACUCUUUUACGUUCGACGUAGAAGCUCACUUCGCUGGAACUUUAACGAAUCAGGUUUUCCAAAUAGAUAUAUCAGUUUCAAGCGGUGGCCUAGACAGAUAUAUUUCAGCGAAGAACGUAAGAGUCGUGGAGGGUGGUUCCGCAGAGGUCGUCAUGAACAUCAGCGGUAUCGUGUCGUUUUUGCAAAUCAAUGCCGGGAUCGAAUAUCCGGCGGUUCUCUCGAGAUUGGUUCAUCAGCCCAGCCAUGGACAUGUGAUGCUUCUGCCAGACUUGAACGUGACCACCUUCACGCAGCCGCAGAUCGAGGGUGGAAAGAUAGCUUACUACCACGACCACUCGGACACUCUAGAAGAUCGCAUACAGUUCUCCCUAUACUUGACACCCGGUCACGUGUUACUCUGCAACACCAGUGUGCCCGUCGUCAUCGAGCCGGUCAACGAUCAGCCAUUCAAGCUCGUUACGAACGCCCCGCACAUCACGGUCGUUCAAAAUCAAAAUCAGACCAUCACACAUGAGGAUCUCUUCACCACCGAUCCCGACACACCACCGGAGGAGAUCGUUUACGACGUGAUCUCGGGACCGACCUACGGCAGAUUGCUGCUUUUACCCUUCGACCAGAACACGUCGGAGGUGCGACAAGUGAACAAAUUCUCUCAGUACGACGUGGACUCGAAUCGAGUGGUGUACGAGCAUAACGGACCGCUGCAAGCGGCUUCCUUCUACUUCAGAGUCUGGGACGGUCGGUUCAACCCGGCUUACACCGUCUUUAACGUCCACGUAUCGCCCAUACUUCUGAACGUGACGGUGCUCGGGCCGGUGAGCUUGCAGCAAGGCUCAAACGUGGCCCUCCUGUCCGAGAACAACGUGAAACUCGACACGAACGCGCGGCAGGAUCUAGUGAUCUACGAAAUCACGACGCAUCCGAAGCACGGGGUGCUGUAUGUGAGGGACAACGUCGCGGCGACCUUCAAACAAACCGACCUGCUGUCGAAGAACGUGAUGUUCAUGCAGACGGACAUGACGGUGUCGAACGACAGCCUGGAACUGUCGGCGCGCUUGAGCAGCUUCGAGCAGGAACACAUACGCGUGGACAUCAAGGUGAUGCCACUGAUGAUCAUGAAUCCGAUGAUCGCGUUAGCGGGCGAAAAGAACCAGAUAACUCUCCGGUAUUUAGACGCGACACCCUUGGCGAAGUUAACGACUAGCAAUCCCCUCUACACCAUUGUGAAAAAGCCGAAGUUUGGCAAGAUCAAAAGAAUUAUCAGAAGCUCCACGUCGUCCGGCGAGAAGAGGGGCACGCGUGAACGGGAGGUAGCGCGUUUCUCGCAUCAGGAGAUCGUUUCUGGCGUGAUAUAUUUGGUCUGCAGGAAAAUACCCUCGAUGGAGUACGAAGGUAUCGCGGAUAGUUUUAGUUUCAUCUUAGCCGCGUCCAUCUUUCAGCCGGCGAUGGACGACUUCGAAUUUCGGAUCAAGCACGACACGGACGACGAUAACAUCACUUUGGGCGGCCCGAUGGACCCGGUAGGCCACGAAGGCGAGAUGGCGAUCGCACCGAACAUGAGCAACGACUACCUGCUGAUUCUCGGCAUGUUGCUCGGCGUGUUUCUCCUCGGAGUAGUGGUGAUUAUCACGAUCAGGUGUCGGCACAACCGAUACAAGCAUGCCGAGGAGGAGAAACCGGAGAGCACACCUGCUGUCGGCGUGAUGCCGCUUCCCAGACCUCCGGAUCACCUGAUGCCUGCAACUCCGCACCUCAAGCCCUUCGGCAACGAUCACAAUAGCGUGACAGCCAGCACGCCAUUGCCGGUAUUGCCGUCGACGUUGCCGCAGUGCAAGGUGAUACCGUUGAGUCCUCUGGAGAGCAGCUCAGAGGUCGACGUGUCCGCCAGGUACCCUUACGGGGUAGCGGACGGCGACGAGUGGAGUAGCUUCGACACUUCCGAGCUACCCUGCCAGUCGGCCACAACUCAGAGGACCAAGAAGAACCCGCUGCUGAGGAGGGAUCAGUACUGGGUCUAGCAGGAGACGAACGCGUUGCGGUUCAUGCGAAGGAAGCCGUAGCGUCUCGCCAAGUGUCUCGUGCGGAACUAUAUCGAAACAAUCGUGGAUAUCACGGACUUAAUGUGCCUAAGGAAAGUGAAAUCUACGACGAGGUUUACGGUAGUCGUUCGUCGAAGCCCGGAGUCAUCGCGGCGAACGCACGAGGUCGACGGUGAGCGUGAGAACUACGUGAAAUUUCGAUGGUGCGGCGAGACCUCGGUGACUGUGUCGGCGUGUCGGUGCAUCGUCCGACUGUAGUUCGGACAGCAAGAGAAGGAGAGAGGAAAGACGAAGGAACUUGUGGAGAGAGACCCGCGGAUCGAACGGGAACGAUCGAUAGACUCGCGGGUAGUUCGCAGUGUCUCGUGUACUACUAGCCUAAAACGAUAUAAGCAGAAAUCUAGAGAACCUCUUUGAAUGUCACGACUAUCGCCGCUAUCACGAGCUCAAUGUGCCUAAGAGAUGUCUGACUCUGCUGACAUUUUUCCACUAAUCGCAAUCGUCGAUUUUUCGUGUACGCCCGCUCAACGUUCCUUCCCCUUCGGCGGAUCGAUAUGUACGACUGACAAACGAAAACGGCAAAUCAUAAUUGUUCGCUGGAUAUACCGAGAAAAAGAGAGAGGGGGGGAGGAGAGAUUCCUGUCGGUAAAAAUCAAUUCCGAUUCUAAACCGGAAAUCUGUCCGUCGGUUUACUGACUCGUUUUAGAGUGCAGACCUUCAGAAGGAUCCGUAAUAACUUCUUUUACGUUUUUCUCUAUCUCUUUCCACUUUUUACACUUUUUGUAAACUUAGAACAGUAAGAAAUACCGAGUUACGAAAAUGGCAUUUAUCGAUCCCCUACUGUCGUAAGUUUCAGGCGAAAUCAAAACCGAGGCGGAACUUUCGCUCUGCCUUAAGCUACAUAGAGACAAAGGCCAGGAUCGGGUAAAUGGGGCAAUGUAGGAAUCGCGCGACUGCGAUCGUAAAACGAUCCGUCGUCUGCACAACGCGAACGAACACCUGCAUGCUCCUCUUACAAGUUCCUUGUCAUCGAAGCGCAACCGAAUGCAUUUAUAUUAACACGACUGUACUCCAGUUUUGACAUAUCUUUUUAUACCAUUGUAUUUGCCCGAGUCGAGCUUUGAUUUUCCUCGAAUGAUACAAUUCCAUCCUAUCGUUACUUCGACUAUCUCGGUGUUAUCCUUAGCUCAUAUCGUGCGAAUAAACGUAACUCGACAAUUAGUCGUUCGUUCAUUCGUUCGGUGAAACGCGAACACGCGUCGCUAGAACGGCGAAGUCGCGCCGUUUUUCUCUUUACGUAGAAUGCGUUGAAUUAUGGCUCCCGUUAAGAAAAAAUGUACAACAUGCAGCAUAUUAAGGAAUCAUGUCGACUGUUUAUUGCGAUCUCAGAUAGGAGCGAAACUUAUCGAUCGAUAGCGUUACUCAGUAAACAUCAACUGACAGCAAUAUUACAUCAAUAUUAUAAUUUCUCACUCAGUAAUGCAACUGUCAUGUACAAUAUAUGUUAUAUUUAAAAAAAUGUAAUCUCAUCUUUCGCGGAAUCUUCUCACGUAUGGUAUUAAGAAGAUUCAUCUAAAGCCAAAAGAAAAAUAUUCUGAAAACAAUAUUCUUGAAGUUGAAGGAAUUUCGUCUGUUAUCUACACACACAGUAUGAGUUUUAUUCUUAAUAGAAAUAUUUUCUAGUAAGAAGACAUUCUGCUUUAAGCAUAUUUCUCUUGAUACAAAGUGAAAAAAAAGAAAAUAAAUAUCUAGUAGAUUUAUGAUUAAUAGUUCACUUCAUUAGAAGAGAAUUACUCUUUCGAUUCACUGAGAAAAAAUAUUUGAAAAUUUGUGAGAUAUAAAGUUCCUUUCUUAAGAUAAAAUUUAUUUCAAUAAAAUAAACUUUUAUCCCACAAAUAAAUAUUCAAAUAUUUUUUCCUCAGUGUAAACGUUUCCGCUUAAAGAAUACGAUUAUAGGAAAAGGUACCUUGUAACCACAUUGAAAAAAAAAUAUUUGCAAAUUUAUUCGUAGGAUAAAAAUUUAUUCUCCACAGAGAUAAACUUGAUAUUCUGCAAAUAAAUUUUUAAAUAUUUUUUCUCAGUGUAGAGUUCUUCUUUUUAGGUGUCAGAGAGAAUUUUUUUUGGUGUUUAGAAGAAUCUCCUUGAAAUUAUAUAUAAAAGGAUUCCGUAAAGUUAUAAUUUUUUGGGUGUAUAUUACAUUUAUACAUUGCUGAGUGGGAAAUUUAUAACACCUAUGUAAUGUUACCCUCAAUUGGAGUUCUGGGUUCUGAAUUCUUCCGCCGCAAAUCAUCGUUUUUCAACGUUUUCUUCACGACGAAGCGUUACAACGAUUAUCUUUAAUGGAACUACGUAGCAUCGCCUACGGGACGCGCAAUUCAUCCGUUUUCCCGCAUGAUUCGUCUCUGUAGUGAGCGAUAGACACUUUGCUUAGGCGACGCCAGAUAACACGACUGUUCGACGUAUCUCAAAUUGCGAAUUAUCGUUAACGGUCUAAGUCUGUAAGCCGUUUUUUACAAAAGUUCGUAGGACUGUCCUACUACGAGUCGUUGACGCGCGGCGAGUUCGUAAUUCAUAAGCGAUGAACGGGGUUGUGUAUGUAUGUGUAUGUAUGUAUACGUGUGUGUGCACGGUUCCGGUAUUACGAAAGAGAAAUUUAUUGAUAGGGGCGUGUUGACGAGUUCGUUGAUUCUUAAGAGAGAUUUUACGUUACGUUACCCUUAUAUACGCGAACUCACUUAACGAAUCCGCUUCCGGCCAAUGCCAAGCAACCGCGUGGUGAAUUAUCGUUUUUAUCGCUCGCGAUUGUAGUUAUUAAAAGAUCAGGUGAAUCUCAGGCCGAUAUGAGCGUAUUAAACAUAAAGAUUACACGUCAACGAAGUAAAGAAAAACGUAACAUUCGACGUGAUACAAAUCGCAUAAUAAAUUAGAACUCACUGAAUGGCCGUGAUAGUUUUAGACAUAUGAGUCUAUUUUACAUAAGUUACUAGCAUUGCUUUCGUUAAGAUUAAACAACGUUGCCGUUGUCAAAUGUUCAAAUUGAAAUUCUGUACAUUUCUGAAGCAGAAGCUCAGGCGGACGUCUGGCCGAAAGUGGAUUAACGGCGACUUCCUUAAAAAGAAUCUUAGAAGCGUAUCUAAUAAAGCAGUCUAAUGUGAAUGUUGAUUAUAGCGAUUGUAAUGAUAUAUAAUAUAUAUAUAAUGCGAACACACUCUCCUACACGCGCGUAGAACGUACUACCGUUCCAUGGAUUGAUAGCAUACGCAUUGAUAGAUUCUAAUUAAAGACGUUUUAUCAAGACAGAGAGAGAGAGAGAGAGAGAGAGAGAGAGAGAGAGAGAGAGAAAGAGAGAGAGAGAACGAGAGAAAAAAAGAGACACCCGUUCGUUGAUUCAUGAAUAUGCUAGAGACGAACCGUUAGGCUUUUUUACAUCCAUCAAAAACGAACUGAUCCGAGUGCCAAACUUCUAUAAUAUGAUAUUGUAUAAUUACUAUAGGAAUGUAUUUUCCCUGCCGACUGAAUGCAUUACUCUUCUAAUUCUAAUAAAUUGAAUGUGCGAUGUUAAGUAAA